GGGAGUCAGUCGAGUCGGAGAGGUACCCCGGACUCCUGAGUGAGUGAGAGAAACAGAGGCAGAGAGAGAGAGAGAGAGGGGAAGGUCGCGAGACAGGCGCUGUUUCUCUCUCUGUUUCUCGCGAGAGGGGGAGCGUAUCCGGGAGCGCGCGCGCGUGCGCCGUGGCCCCUGUGAGGCUGAGGAGGAGGAGGAGGAGGAGGAGGCAGCGGAGGCGAUGGCGGACGUCCUGAGCGUGCUGCGCCAGUACAACACCCAGAAGAAGGAGAUCGUGGUCAAAGGGGACGAGGUCAUCUUCGGCGAGUUCUCCUGGCCCAAGAACGUCAAGACCAACUAUGUCAUCUGGGGGACAGGAAAAGAAGGCCAGCCAAGAGAGUACUACACUCUGGAUUCAAUCUUGUUUCUCUUAAAUAAUGUGCAUCUUUCACAUCCUGUCUAUGUCCGCCGUGCUGCAACUGAAAACAUUCCUGUAGUAAGAAGACCUGACAGAAAAGAUCUCCUUGCAUAUCUAAAUGGAGAAAACCCAACGUCAUCAAGUAUUGACAGAAGCGCACCACUUGAAAUAGGUCUCCAGCGAUCUACUCAAGUUAAAAGAGCAGCUGAUGAAAUAUUAGCAGAAGCAAAGAAACCAAGAAUAGAGGAUGAAGAGUGUGUGCGGCUUGACAAAGAGCGGCUUGCAGCUCGUUUGGAGGGGCACAAGGAAGGAAUUGUGCAGACAGAACAAAUCAGAUCUUUAUCUGAAGCGAUGUCUGUGGAAAAGAUCGCUGCAAUCAAAGCCAAAAUCAUGGCCAAGAAAAGGUCCACAAUUAAGACUGAUUUGGAUGAUGACAUAACUGCUCUUAAACAGCGAAGUUUUGUUGAUGCAGAGGUUGAUGUAACAAGAGAUAUUGUCAGCCGAGAAAGGGUGUGGAGGACAAGAACUACCAUCUUACAAAGCACUGGCAAAAACUUUGCCAAGAACAUCUUUGCAAUUCUUCAGUCAGUCAAAGCUAGAGAAGAAGGCCGUGCACCUGAACAAAGACCAGCACCAAAUACAGCACCGGUGCAAGCACCAGAAGCACAAAUGGAGCUAAGAGAGACGGAAGGUUUCAAGAUUGACACAAUGGGCACCUACCAUGGAAUGACUUUGAAGUCUGUAACGGAGGGAGCUUCAGCACGGAAGACCCAAACCCCAGCAACACAGCCUGUAACAAGGCCAGUCUCCCAAGCAAGACCACCUCCGAACCAGAAAAAAGGUUCUCGAACACCCAUAAUAAUUAUUCCAGCAGCUACCACCUCUUUAAUAACUAUGCUUAAUGCAAAAGAUCUUCUGCAGGAUCUGAAGUUUGUGCCAUCUGAUGAGAAGAAAAAGCAAGGCUGUCAGCGAGAAAAUGAGACCUUAAUACAAAGAAGGAAAGACCAAAUGCAGCCUGGUGGAACUACAGUCAGUGUUACAGUACCAUAUCGUGUGGUUGAUCAGCCUCUAAAACUUAUGCCGCAAGAUUGGGAUCGUGUUGUAGCAGUGUUUGUGCAGGGUCCUGCUUGGCAGUUCAAGGGCUGGCCGUGGUUGCUUCCUGAUGGAUCACCUGUUGAUAUUUUUGCAAAAAUUAAAGCUUUCCAUCUUAAAUACGAUGAAGUUCGUCUAGAUCCAAACGUCCAGAAAUGGGAUGUAACAGUGUUAGAGCUAAGUUAUCACAAACGGCACUUGGACAGACCAGUGUUCCUACGUUUCUGGGAAACAUUGGACAGGUACAUGGUAAAGCACAAAUCACAUUUGAGAUUCUGAAUUCUUGGCUGUCAUUUGUUUUCUCAAACCUUCAGUUGAGGACUUUGAAAACUACUACAGUCUAGGGAGGAAGGGGGUCUCCCUAUUCACAUGUGCCAGGAACAUUAUACAGAUAAAGAAGGGAGUCAUUGUUCAAUCUUUUAUAAGAUUUUGUUGGAUCACCAUCUUGCAUCGAUAGACUGACAAGCAGUCAUUACAAGCAAAGGAUUUUGCUUAAAAUUAUUUUUAAUAACUUAAGCCUUCUAGUCUGCAAUUCAAAUUGUAUAUUUUGAUAGCAGCCAUUUCUUCCCCAUUUUGUUAAAUUAGAAACAUUUUUACAAUAACGUUUUUGUUCUUCAAUAGAAUAUAGGCUGAUUUUCAUGGAAGGUUACGAAUGUGCGUGUGUAUGUAUAUGUAGAGAUAGAUGUUCUAUACCACUUGCUUCUGAGCAUAGUUCUUGGUUCUUUGCUUUAUUGUUUCAUUUGUAAAAAAACUUUUGUUUUGAUUGGCAUUAUCUUCUACUCUUAAAAAAAACUCUAGGAACUGAAGAAAGUGAAGACUACUUUAGAUAAAUCAAAUUAUCAACCUGUAUAUGUACUGUAUAUUCUUUCAGUCUUUUGGAAAGAGAUGAGGGGGAAAAUCCAAAAUAGCUUCUUUCUUAUGAUGAUAGUUUACCAAAACUGUUAAAAAAGUCAUUAUGAAUAUAUCUGAAUUAUAACAUGCUCCGUGCAAAUGGUUUAAUUUAAAGUUGUGUGUGCAUAUGACCCCACAUUGAUGAUUGUAUGAAACUCUGUAUACACAAGAAUCUCAUCUGGGGUUUUAAAAUCAGAAUUGACUGAAUACAAUCAUAGAACCAAUUCUUCUAAUCCCAAAAGAAGUUGAUCAUAUUUUUUAGUUUGUGUUUGUGUUCUUAUAUUACCUUAGCAGUAAGGGAACCAGAGGAGAACACAAGGGAAGAGAGGAGCAACUUCUCUCCCAGCCCUCCAAGUCUGUGACUAUUAGUCCAGAUUUCUCAAUUUAAUCCUAGUGGAGGGAGGAGAUGCAGUAUAGGUUCUUUCUGUAGAUGCUACAGAAAGGAUUGGUGUCCCAUGCUGCCAAGGUAACAUACGAAUUCAAUCUCACUUGUACAGGAAACUCAAACUCACUCAAAUUCCAGUUAUGACUGGUUAUAUCUGUUUAUCAGCAUUCCCACAGGAUAGAAACCUUUUGGCACCAAAGAACAUAUUUACUUGAAAGGGAAUGAGCAUAAGAGAGGCAAGAAAAUGCUGGUGUUUCUGUGAGUUUGUAUUUUUAUACUUUUGCAGUUAAAUACUGCCUGCCAUUGGGUAAACAAAAUGUUCCUAAAUAUUCGCUUUGAUAUGGAUUCUUUUUUCUUUUCUUUUUUGAGAUGAAGAAACUACUUAUUUCUGUUUCAAGUCCAGAACCAUGUUUUUAUGAUGAGCAUCUGAGGUCUUACAGAAGUAAAAUAUUCCACAUAGCUUU
Sceloporus undulatus (fence lizard) is the source of this 3223-nucleotide messenger RNA. RefSeq names its product cell division cycle 73 (gene CDC73). Bases 215 to 1762 code for a protein of 515 amino acids. Gene Ontology annotation, cellular component: Cdc73/Paf1 complex. The record is from RefSeq and is a predicted model, not a curated record. Lineage: Eukaryota; Metazoa; Chordata; Lepidosauria; Squamata; Phrynosomatidae. The transcript is spliced from 17 exons. Gene Ontology annotation, molecular function: RNA polymerase II complex binding. Gene Ontology annotation, biological process: positive regulation of transcription elongation by RNA polymerase II; transcription elongation by RNA polymerase II.